Molecule: messenger RNA, 2652 nt
Organism: Fusarium odoratissimum NRRL 54006
Lineage: Eukaryota; Fungi; Ascomycota; Sordariomycetes; Hypocreales; Nectriaceae
Exons: 1
Coding region: 1-2652 (883 amino acids)
Source: RefSeq, a predicted model, not a curated record
AUGUCGGUUACUAAUCCUUUCAUCGAAUUUGAAAAGGACCUCGACGUUCGAAUUGCCGAAACAGGUGUGAAAUGGAAUCAUAAGAAGGACAACCUCGCGUCAAGUCUAGAUCGAUUUUACGAAAAAGAAUGUCUCAAAGAGCCUUCCCAAUUUCCAAGGAUGGCCCUCAACGUCAUGCAGGCUUUGAAAAAGACGGCCCAUAGUUCGCUCGAUGACCUGCUCGAAUGGGUCUAUGCCACACAGCGGAGUCAGGACGAUGAGUCCAAGCGCCAGAUCAAAGAUCUGGUACAGUGUAUCGAUGAUUAUUAUCAGAGUCAGAAGUCACGAAUCGAGAGCGAAAGGCGUCUCACAGAACAGCGGUUGCUCGUGAUGGAGAAGAGCAGGCUCCCUAACCCUGCAUCAAGCCCUGAGCAAAAAAAGCCCAUACAAAAACGUGUAACUUCCGCGUUAAACCGUGUUGGCAGUGCUGGGAAGGCUUUCGAGCGUGCCAAAGCUACUGAGAGGAUCAUACGUAGCCAACAGGCCAAUGGGCAGCCAAGACCCUCUCGCCAUCCUCGUCAUCGUCAUCGGAGAGAGAAUGCUAUACGCACGGAAAAGACCUUGAAUCGCCUAAACGAGAACGCAGCUAUUUCUAGGAAGACGUCGCUGUACAAACGAUCGCAAACUUAUGGUAGUCCGAAAGGACUGGCUCAUCGCACCUCCAUGACGGCCCCUAGACUGCCCACAGCGAUCCGGCCCCAAAAGCGGUACACAGCAAGCUCUUUAUCGCAAGAGUUCAAUGCUUCCGAGUUGCAACGUGACGAGCCUGACGAUGUUCCUGAUAAGAUAUACGCAAAACCUUCUCUAGAGCAGGAGCUUGUCGCUGCUCAGGGUCACGGGCAUCCUCGCAUAGACAAGGAACUUCUCAUAGACGACGCAUUUGUUCUUGGACAACAACUCAAUGAAGAGUCCAGUACCAUAUCCUCUCCAGCUGAUGCUGAAGACUCGGAUGGCGGGGAUACCGAAGUCGAAGAAAUGGCCGAGGAGGGAAAAGAGCAACAGAAGAGGGUUGGGGACACUCCCUUGAGAGAAGCCGAGGAUGAGACCAAGGAGCACGAUGAACUCAACGACAAGCUCGAAAUAAAGAAUGGGGGCGUUGAGCAUCAGACUGCUCAUCUUCAAGAGAAACCUCAAUCUGGGCCUGAUGGCACCAUCACGCUUUCACCCAAAAUGGCAAUAAAGCUCUGGAAAAUCCUCUUGGAAAACAAUGAGCGCGUCGAUUUUGCAAUAUCAAAAUGCGAAAACCUAGAAAAGUGCAACAUCAAUGAGAGUUCCAUGAAAGAACUAAUUGAUAUCUGGGUACCGGCAAUAAAGGAUCACCAUUGUAAAUUUAAGAAGAUCAAGAGUUUCUUUGCUGACAUCGCUCGCCAUGUGCUUGAUAUCGAUCUUCCUCCAAACGCGGCGCAGACAUCGGAAGCCUCUAACUCUAUGUCUGGCUACUCAGAAACCUCUGCAGGCAUGGAAAGCUCUCAAUGUUUGUCAACUGCGCCUUCCAGCGGAUCUCGCGACAGCUUCCUUAGCAAUAAAGACCAUGACGGUGAUGAUCUAGAGGUGAACGCAAGUAGCGAACCGAAGCGUCCUGUUUUUCCAGACAGCGAGUCAGCGGCAAGCUUGAGACCUGGAUGUUCUCGGGAGCUCAGUGCUUGGCAGCAAAAGAUCAAGAAGAACAGAGAGUCCGUGAGCCGAGGCCCUUACCUGAGCCCUCCUUCGUCCGCUGGAACGCAAUAUUACCCAACGCCGCGAAGCAGCCCGAGAGACGGAGACCCACCCAAGAAGUGGUGGAUUAGUCCUAAGGAGGAGAACACUCCACAGAAGGGCAGUGAUGAUGAUGAGAAGGAGGUUGUUUCUGAAGAUGAGAAAGGGAACAGUCCUGCCAGAGACAUGUCGAGCAACGGCACCGGUGAAUCCUCAGACAUACCUGAAGCAUCUCAAGAGGCGAACACGCCAGCACCAGGGAAUAGUGAUGGCGGAGAUGAUCCAGAUCCAGAUCCUACUAAAGGGACUACUGUCGAUAACGAGUCGUCACAUCCCCUUGCACAAUCAUCAACAAAGGAUUCUGGUAUCUUCCAAUCCUUGAAACUGGGGCUUAGGGUCUUGAGAAUGCUGGUAGUGCUGUUUAUAGCCAACCAGGCCUGGGCUUGGUGUCUUGUCAUGAAAUUUGUCUGUCAACUUCUCUCCUGGUCUUAUCACCGUUUCAUCAGGCAUAGGAACGUGGAUAACGACGGCAAAGCACUGAAAUUCCCCAACCCACCUUCGUAUGUAAACGUGGGGUUUGUUUUCAACCAUGCUUUCUUCCUGUUUGUUCUUGGCUGGUGGUUAGAGGUACGCCAGGAAAGACACCUGUGGUAUAUUGCCAACGGCCAGACGAGGGACCAUAUGUUGACGUACAUGGCGAUACAACCGCCAUGGGUAUCCACUGCGUUCUCUUAUUAUACAAACUCAUUAGGGUAUAUCUUUGGGCUUCCGGAGGUAUUGCUAUCCUGGAUGUUGGCCUUUCCGAAUGUUAUUAUGCAGCUUCUGACUUCAUUCUCAAGUUCAUCGUGGGCGUGUUUCACAGAUGUCGUUGGAAGUGCAACCUUAGUAAUCAGGACAUACAAACUGGCAGGUGGCUGA